Cucurbitaria berberidis CBS 394.84 is the source of this 3610-nucleotide messenger RNA. RefSeq names its product plasma-membrane proton-e. Lineage: Eukaryota; Fungi; Ascomycota; Dothideomycetes; Pleosporales; Cucurbitariaceae. Gene Ontology annotation, molecular function: P-type proton-exporting transporter activity; ATP hydrolysis activity; ATP binding. The transcript has 4 exons. Gene Ontology annotation, cellular component: plasma membrane. The record is from RefSeq and is a predicted model, not a curated record. Gene Ontology annotation, biological process: regulation of intracellular pH; proton export across plasma membrane. Bases 153 to 3161 code for a protein of 1002 amino acids.
UGCUCAUCGCUACAUUCCUGAGCUUGCUCGACCCUCGAACCUGCAAACACGCCUUCCGGCUGCUGGGAGCCCCUCUGUGCAUGAGUUUACCGACCAUAUAAUACCCGCGACCACUACAGCUUUCUUUUAAUAUCUCUCCCUCUCUGUCCACCAUGGCGCCCAACGAUGAUGUUGAGCGGCCUCGCGCCAGCUCUGCCGCCGAGCGGCAGAAGUCCAUUGUCAGCAUGACCGAGUUUGAGGGCAUGGACGAGUACACGGCCCUGCAGAAGUACAUUCUCUUCUACCGCGACAACAGGACGAACCCGCACGCCGAAAAGGCCACCAAGAAGAAGGCCUGGUGGCAGUUUUGGAAGUCUGGCUCUGCGACGGCUGCCGCGCCCAUCGAGGACCCCGGUGCGGUUCCCGACGAGCUCCUCAACACCCAGCUCCGCAACGGUCUCACUGCGCACGAUGUCGACACGCGCAGGAAGCGCUAUGGUCUCAACGAAAUCUCGAGCGAGAAGACCAAUCUCCUCAAGCAGUUCCUCGGUUACUUCACUGGUCCCAUUCUUUACGUCAUGGAGCUUGCUGCCCUGCUCGCUGCCGGUCUCCAGGAUUGGGUUGAUUUCGGUGUCAUUUGCGGUAUCCUGCUCCUCAACGCCAUCGUCGGUUGGUACCAGGAGAAGCAGGCUGCCGAUGUCGUCGCCAGUCUCAAGGGUGACAUCGCCAUGAAGGCGACUGUCGUCCGUGACAACCAGCAACAAACCAUCCUCGCCCGCGAGCUUGUUCCCGGUGAUAUCGUCGUUGUCGAGGAAGGUCUGACCGUCCCCGGUGAUGUCCGUCUCAUCUGCGGCUAUGACCACCCGGAAGAUUUCGAACUCUACAUGAAGCUCAAGGAAGAGGACAAGUUCCAUGACGGUGACCCAGAGGACGAGAAGGAUGAUGAUGCCGAUGAGGAGAAGUUCGACGAGGAGAACCCCAUUACCCAGGGCCACCCUCUCGUUGCUUGCGAUCAGUCGUCCAUCACCGGAGAGUCUCUCGCCGUCGACAAGUACAUGGGCGAGAUUGCCUACUACACCACUGGCUGCAAGCGCGGCAAGGCUUACGGUAUUGUCAUCACCACGGCUAAGCACUCCUUCGUCGGUCGCACUGCCUCCCUUGUGCAGGGUGCCCAGGAUCAGGGUCAUUUCAAGGCCAUCAUGAACUCCAUCGGUACGGCGCUUCUCGUCUUGGUCAUGUUCUUCAUCCUCCUCGCCUGGGUUGGUGGUUUCUUCCGCAACUUGCCCAUCGCCACUCAUCGCGAGGGAACUGACAAGUCCGUCACCCUUCUGCACUACGCCUUGAUCCUGCUCAUUGUCGGUGUCCCCGUCGGUCUUCCCGUCGUCACCACCACCACGCUCGCCGUCGGUGCUGCCUACCUCGCUGAGCAAAAGGCUAUCGUCCAGAAGCUCACUGCCAUCGAGUCCCUCGCUGGUGUCGACGUUCUCUGCUCUGAUAAGACUGGUACCCUCACCGCCAACCAACUGUCCCUCCGUGAGCCCUACGUCGCUGAGGGCCAGGAUGUCAACUGGAUGAUGGCUGUCGCUGCUCUUGCCUCCUCGCAUAACCUCAAGUCGCUCGAUCCCAUUGACAAGGUCACCAUUCUGACGAUCCGCCGUUACCCCAAGGCCCGAGAGAUCCUUAACAUGGGCUGGAGGACUGAGAAGUUCACCCCCUUCGACCCCGUCUCCAAGCGCAUUACCGCCGUCUGCCACAUGGGUGGUGACAAGUACGUCUGUGCCAAGGGUGCCCCCAAGGCCAUUGUCAACCUUGCCAACUGCGAUGAGAUCACCGCUACCCUCUACAAGGAGAAGGCCGCCGAGUUCGCUCGCCGUGGUUUCCGUUCCCUUGGUGUCGCUUACCAGAAGAAUGACGGUGAUUGGAUCCUUCUCGGUCUCCUCUCCAUGUUCGACCCCCCUCGUGAGGAUACCGCCCAGACCAUCGUCGAGGCCCAGCAGCUCGGUGUUCCCGUCAAGAUGUUGACUGGUGACGCUAUCGCCAUUGCCAAGGAGACUUGCAAGAUGCUUGCCCUCGGAACCAAGGUCUACAACUCUACCAAGCUCAUCCACGGCGGCCUUACCGGUACCACCCAGCACGACCUCGUCGAGCGCGCGGACGGUUUCGCCGAAGUCUUCCCCGAACACAAAUACCAGGUCGUCGAGAUGCUGCAACAGCGUGGUCAUUUGACUGCUAUGACUGGAGACGGUGUCAACGACGCCCCUUCGCUCAAGAAGUCUGACUGUGGUAUCGCUGUCGAGGGCUCCACUGAGGCUGCCCAGGCUGCCGCUGAUAUUGUCUUCCUCGCCCCUGGUCUGUCCACGAUCGUCUUGGCCAUCAAGACUGCUCGCCAGAUUUUCCAGCGUAUGAAGGCCUAUAUCCAGUACCGUAUCGCUCUCUGCUUGCAUUUGGAGGUCUACCUCGUCACAUCCAUGAUCAUCCUCAACGAGACCAUCCGUGCCGAGCUCAUUGUCUUCCUUGCCCUCUUUGCCGAUCUGGCCACCGUCGCUGUUGCCUACGAUAACGCCCACUCUGAGCAGCGCCCUGUCGAGUGGCAACUGCCCAAGAUCUGGUUCAUCUCCGUCAUCCUCGGAUUGCUCCUUGCUCUCGGUACCUGGGUCAUUCGUGGCACUCUCUUCCUCCCCAACGGUGGUGUCAUCCAGAACUUUGGUGCUAUCCAGCCCAUUCUGUUCCUCGAGGUUGCGCUCACUGAGAACUGGCUCAUCUUCGUCACCCGUGGCGGCAAGACGUUCCCGUCCUUCCAGCUCAUCGUUGCUAUUCUCGGUGUUGACGCUCUUGCCACCAUCUUCACCCUCUUCGGAUGGAUGUCCGGCGAGCCAUACCAGACCAACCCCCCUACCCAUGGUAACUUCCGUGAUGACGGAUGGGUUGACAUUGUCACUGUUGUCGUCAUCUGGGCCUACUCGAUUGGUGUGACUAUCAUCAUCGCCAUUGUCUACUUCCUGCUCAACCGCAUCUCGUGGCUCGACCAGCUCGGCCGCAAGGAUCGUAACCGCAAGAACCCUGCGAUUGAGAACAUGAUCGCAGCUCUCAGCAAGCUCUCCCUCGAGCACGGCACGGACAAGACUGGCACUACCCGCUAUGUCCUUGCACCGCGCGCGAUUGAGGAGGAGGAUGACGAUUAAAUGUCGAAUGCAUAAGAGAGUUAUGAUAGCGAUGUGUAGUUGGAUAUGUAUGGGUGUGAUUAACCCACCUUCUGCGAAAGGAUAAUUCCUAAUCACCUGUCUUGCUAGUCUUCUCAUGUAUACCAUGCAGCAUAAAUUUCCUAGUCUUGUAAUUGAUAUCCGUUGAGAUGAACAAUUUCUCUUCUGUGCCCUGAAUGCUUCAAUUUGCUAUGUGCCUAUCUAUCGCCAAUGCUCAAGUCCUUCUGCUUGCGCUUCCCCCUCGGCGGUUGCUCAAUUGAAUUUUCUCAUUACAGCUAACAGCUAUCUCUCUAGCGUCGCCGCGAGGCCCCCCCACCUAGCCAGCCGUAGCUUCGCAGCCUAAUUGAAUGAACUGUCGCAAGAUUGGCACUAGUAUAUAGCGUUCUUCUCGGGGAGAUUCACGGUCUGCUGCUAGAUGCCGUCGCACAUGG